This is a messenger RNA of Nelumbo nucifera (sacred lotus), 1905 nucleotides long. RefSeq names its product putative CoA ligase CCL5. NCBI's taxonomy places the organism in Eukaryota, Viridiplantae, Streptophyta, Magnoliopsida, Proteales, Nelumbonaceae. Gene Ontology annotation, cellular component: peroxisome. Gene Ontology annotation, molecular function: CoA-ligase activity. The record is from RefSeq and is a predicted model, not a curated record.
AUGGCGCAAAAUAAUAUGUCGAUCGAUUCCAGAAGCGGGUUCAGCAGAUCGAAUUCCGUCUUCUACAGUAAGCGACAACCCAUAGCUCUCCCCUCUAACGAAUCCCUCGACAUCACCACCUUCAUUUCUUCCCGCGCCCACCAUGGGAAGAUCGCCUUCGUUGAUGCAUCCACUGGACGCCACCUUACCUUCUCGGAAGUCUGGCGAGCCGUCGAUUCCGUCGCCACCUGCCUCUCCGACCUGGGAAUCCGCAAAGGCCAUGUUGUCCUCCUCCUCUCCCCCAAUUCCAUCUUCUUCCCCGUGAUCUGUCUCUCCGUCAUGUCCCUCGGCGCUAUCAUCACCACGACCAACCCCCUCAACACCACCCAAGAAAUUCGUAAGCAGAUCGCUGAUUCCAAGCCAGUUCUCGCCUUCACCACCCAUUCUCUCCUCCCUAAAUUCGCCGGCAUGGAUCUCCCUAUCGUUCUCAUCGGAGAAGGUCACGACUCGGAGACGGGACGAGGGGCAAAUGUUAGCAGAAUCAAAAUAGUUUCUUCCUUGGAGAACAUGAUGAAGAAGGAACCUAAUGACAGCCGAGUCAAGGACCGAGUCUGCCAAGACGACACGGCGACCCUGCUCUACUCUUCUGGUACUACCGGUGCCAGUAAGGGCGUGGUGUCGUCGCAUCGGAACCUCAUCGCAAUGGUUCAGACGAUUCUGGGUCGUUUCAAGUUGGAAGAGGCAGAUAGCAGGGGUGGACCGCACACGUUCGUCUGUACGGUCCCCAUGUUCCAUAUCUACGGCCUGGCAGCGUUCGCGACGGGAUUACUGGCUUCUGGAUCGACAAUAGUGGUGCUGUCGAAGUUCGAUAUGCACGAAAUGCUUUCUGCGAUCUCCAGGUACCGAGUAACCUAUUUGCCUCUAGUUCCACCGAUACUGGUGGCGUUAAUCAACAACGCCGACGUGAUAAGGGCAAAAUACGAUAUAGGGACGCUGCAGUCAGUGUUGUCGGGUGGGGCCCCAUUGAGUAAGGAAGUGAUCGAGGGGUUCUUGGAGAAGUAUCCAACGGUGAAGAUUCUUCAAGGGUAUGGGCUGACGGAGACGGCGGGAAUUGGAGCGUCCACGGAUACGGUGGAGGAGAGCAGACGGUACGGUACGGCAGGAUUAUUGUCACCGAACAUGGAAGCAAAGAUCAUUGAUCCGGAGACUGGAGAGGCGUUGCCAGUGAACCGUACGGGUGAGCUUUGGCUUCGUGGUCCCAGCGUUAUGAAAGGUUAUUUUAGCAAUCCUGAAGCAACUACAUCAACUCUGAAUUCUGAGGGAUGGUUAAGAACCGGAGAUGUUUGCUACAUUGAUGAGGAUGGAUAUAUCUUCAUUGUAGACCGAUUGAAGGAGCUAAUCAAGUACAAGGGUUACCAGGUCCCCCCAGCAGAACUAGAGGCAUUGUUGCUUUGUCACCCCGAAGUUGCUGAUGUUGCUGUCAUACCAUUUCCAGAUAAGGAGGUUGGACAAAUUCCUAUGGCAUAUGUUGUAAGAAAAGCUGGAAGUGAUUUGUCUGAUAGCAAUGUCAUGGACUUUGUGGCUAGACAGGUGGCUCCAUACAAGAGAAUAAGAAGAGUUGCAUUUGUGAAUGCCAUCCCCAAGAACCCAUCUGGGAAGAUUCUCAGGAAGGAUCUCAUAAAGUUGGCAACCUCCAAACUCUGAGUCUGCUUCCACAAUUUUGUUAUGUAUUAAUCAAAUAUCUUGCAACCAUGCAUGUAGACGUUCAUGUUAUAUCCAUUAUUUUCCGCUAUCUGUUUCAGCAAGAUAUGAGUGCAGUGAAUUGAGUAUUUAUUUUGUUAAGUAUGUAUUUUUGUAAAUAGUGCCGGGUUUGAUUAACCUCUUUUUGUGUUAGAGAAUAAAUACAUAUUUAGUUAUUUCAUCCAA